Messenger RNA from Cotesia congregata, 3102 nucleotides. The record is from the annotation of a GenBank genome assembly. NCBI's taxonomy places the organism in Eukaryota, Metazoa, Arthropoda, Insecta, Hymenoptera, Braconidae.
AUGGUUGAAGCACUCCUGGAAUCAGGAGGCCAAGAAGUUGCGGUGGCUGAUAAUGGAUCACGCGCCGGUACGCCUACGGAAUGCUCGCCACAAAUAUCACAAUUGGACAUCAAUUUGACUCCUAUCCAGGAGUUUUAUGCUGGCCAGAGUAUUUUUAUCACUGGUGGCACGGGAUUUUUAGGAAAAUUGAUCAUUGAAAAAUUAUUGAGAAGUUGCUCCAAUCUCUCGGUCAUCUAUCUGCUGGUUCAACAACCAAAAUUUCGCCACAAAAUAGUCGCAAUAGAAGGCGACUGCAGUGUUCCAAAUCUUGGAAUAUCAGAAACCGAUCGGAUUACUCUGAUAAAUCAUGUAUCAAUAGUUUUUCAUGUCGCAGCAACGCUGAGCUUUGAUGAAAAAAUAAAACUUGCCGUAUCAAUUAAUAUUCAGAGCCUGCGGGACAUGAUUAGUCUCAGUAAAAAGAUGUCUAAGCUCAAGUCCUUUGUCCACGUUUCCACUGCUUACGCUUAUUGUACCGAGAAAAAAAUAGAAGAAAAAUUAUACACACCUCCCAUUGACGCAGACAAACUGGUCAGUCUGAUGAAUUGUGUCGACAAUAAUAUCGCCGAUAAAUUGACUCCACACUUGUUAGGCCGCUGGCCAAAUACAUACGCAUACACAAAAGCAAUUGCCGAGAAUGUGGUGGAAAAAGAAGCUGUAGGCUUGCCUAUCGGAAUAUUCAGACCCGCAAUUGUAAUUUCAACAUAUCUGGAGCCCAUAAAAGGAUGGAUCGACAACUUUUAUGGGCCAACGGGUGUUGCAGCUGGCGCUGGAACAGGUCUAUUGCGUUCUCUUCACUGCGACGGAUCUGUCCAUGCAAACGUAGUGCCCGGAGACAUGGUUGUCAAUGCACUGAUAGCUUCUGCGUAUGACGUAAUGGAAGAAUAUAACCAUCAGAAGUCGGAACAAACGAUCCCUGUUUACAAUUACGUCUCUCAGGACAACGCUAUCUCCUACAACCAGCUGAAAGACAUGUCCGCUAAGUACGGAGUUAAUUAUCCGACAAUGAGAGCUAUCUGGUACUACGGGUUCACGAACAAUAAGUACAAAAUUGUUCACUUGUUUUACAUUUACUUUCUUCAUUUACUUCCGGCACUGCUGGUUGACGCAGCGACGCUUUGCAUGGGCAAACGUCCUCGACUCCUGAAGGUCUACAAGAAAAUUCACCGUUUCAUGAAUGUGCUUAAUUAUUUCUCCACCCAGCAGUGGAGUUUUACCAACGAGCGCUUAAAUUCCUUGGUCAACAGGCUCGAUCCUAGGGACAAGGAUUUGUUCUUCUGUGACAUUAAAGAGCUCGACUGGAAUGAGUAUUUCAAAACUUAUCUAGUAGGAAUUAGAGUUUAUCUGAUUAAAGACCCACUUGACACGCUACCGCAAGCGAGAAUUAAGUGGCAAAGGCUGUACUGGAUGCACCAAUUUGUUAAAUUAGUUAUUUUUUACCUGAUAAUUAAAUUCCUGUGGAAUUUACUAACUUUUAUGGAGAUAAAUGUUUAUGAAAAUGACAUAAACAUUAAUGAAAAUAAUAAUAAUAUUUUAAAUAGAAUAAAUACGGAGCAAGUUAUAACGAGGACUCCGAUUCAAGAUUUUUAUGCCGGUCGAAAUAUCUUCAUAACAGGAGCCUCUGGCUUUCUCGGCAAAACUAUGAUUGAGAAAUUGCUAAGAAUUUGUCCGGAAGUAUCAACUAUUUAUAUAUUGAUGCGACCUAAAAAAAAGAGUAACAUUAUUGAUAGAAUUGAAGAUAUUUUUAACGAACCUAUUUUUGAAGAUUUGAAAAAUAACUCACCGAAAUUACGUCAUAAAAUAGUUGCUAUACCUGGUGAUUGUUCAUUUCCUGAUUUAGGACUGACAUUAGAGGAUCGAAAGAAAAUAAUCGAAGAAGUUUCUGUUGUAUUUCAUAAUGCUGCCACCGUUAAAUUUGAAGAAAAACUUAAAGUUGCAACAACUAUCAAUGCCGGAGGUACUCUGAGUGUUAUCAAUUUGUGUAAAGAAAUUAAAAAUCUAAAGGCGAUGAUUCAUGUGUCAACAGCCUAUGCUAAUUGUCAUCUUGAUACUAUCGAUGAACAAUUCUAUCCUCAUCCUUUAAAGUAUGAAGAUUUACGAGUUAUCGUCGAUAGUCUACCAGAUGAAACUAUUAACGCAGUAUUACCCAGUCUUUUAGAAAAGUGGCCUAAUACUUACACAUACACAAAAGCACUUGCAGAAAGUGUUGUUCGUGAAAAAUCACAAGAUUUACCAAUUGGAAUAUUUCGCCCAUCAAUAAUAAUAUCUUGCGCUGAUGACCCGCUGCCUGGAUGGAUUGACAAUUACUACGGACCGACGGGAGUAAUAGCAGCAGCAGCCGUUGGAUUCUUGCGUAGCAUUCGCAUUAAUCGCGAUAUUUAUGCAAACAUGGUACCUGUUGAUUACACAGUGAAUGCAAUUCUAGCAAGUGCUUGGGACGUCGCUACGCACCCAGACAGACGCGGAGAAAAUAUGCUAAUUUACAACUACACGUCUACCGUAGAAAAUCCAAUCACCUGGGGAUUUUACAUCGACAAUUGCCUGGCAUUUGCCCGGGACUAUCCUCUCAAACAAUCAAUCUGGUAUCUCACAAUGACGACUAGUCAAAGCAAAGUGAUUAACUUUCUGGCAAAUAUAAUAUUGCAUCUCCUCCCAGCGCUGCUUGCUGACAUCCUUAUGGUCUGCAGAGGUCACAAGCCUCACGUUGUUAAAUCUGUCACUAAAAUAAACAAAUUUUUAAACGUCAUCCAGCCGUUUAUGCUGAAGCACUGGAGCUUCAAGAAUGACAACGUUCAGCGUCUUUGGUCAAGGCUUGAUUCUAAAGACAAAUUGAGCCUGAGGUUCUCUUUUGAUGAUUUUGACUGGAGAAAUUAUUUGAGGAAUCACAUGAAGGGAGUCAGGUUGUUUUUAUUCAAAGAGGAUCCUAAUAGCUUAGAAUCCGCCAGAAAAAGAUUACGAAGCUUGCGUUGGAUUCACGAAGCAGUUAAGAUAGCGAUGGGAUUUUUUAUCAAAUUAUUAAACAUAGAAUUUUUGUAUUUAGUUAGAAGUAAUACCGAAAAUGUCUGA